AUGUUCACCACUCGCGCUCUCCGCCAGGCCGCUGCUCACGCCGAGCGCCAGCCCAUGAUCAAGUUCAUUGGUCCUCGCUCCAUUCCUUCCUCCGUCGACCACAGCCCCAAGCCUCACCCUGCCUCGCCCUCUGGCAAGCUCCCCGAGAGCUUCGCCGCCGCCGCCGACGGCUCCUCCUCCCGCCACGCCAGCUUCAGCUCCUACCGCGACCACGCCCAGCAGCACGGCCCGCUGCAAAAGACGAUUCGCUCCGGCGACGCCGGCAUCGGCGGCAUGUCCGGCUCUACCCUCGGCUCCGUCGACGCCCCCAGCGGCGUCUUCUUUGACAUUUCCGAGCUCCCCGCCCGCUUCCGCCGCCAGCCCAUCAACCUCGCCGAGAUUGAGGCCGUCGAGUCCGGUGGCGCCGCCCUCCUGGGCUAA
Akanthomyces muscarius is the source of this 420-nucleotide messenger RNA. RefSeq lists its product as uncharacterized. The coding region runs from base 1 to 420 and encodes 139 amino acids. Gene Ontology annotation, biological process: 2-oxoglutarate metabolic process. NCBI's taxonomy places the organism in Eukaryota, Fungi, Ascomycota, Sordariomycetes, Hypocreales, Cordycipitaceae. The transcript is spliced from 2 exons. The record is from RefSeq and is a predicted model, not a curated record.